Dryobates pubescens (Downy woodpecker) is the source of this 1313-nucleotide messenger RNA. It is a transcript of the gene EXOSC2, whose product is annotated as exosome component 2. Gene Ontology annotation, biological process: poly(A)-dependent snoRNA 3'-end processing; CUT catabolic process; exonucleolytic trimming to generate mature 3'-end of 5.8S rRNA from tricistronic rRNA transcript (SSU-rRNA, 5.8S rRNA, LSU-rRNA). Lineage: Eukaryota; Metazoa; Chordata; Aves; Piciformes; Picidae. Gene Ontology annotation, cellular component: nuclear exosome (RNase complex); cytoplasmic exosome (RNase complex). Bases 31 to 915 code for a protein of 294 amino acids. Gene Ontology annotation, molecular function: RNA binding. The record is from RefSeq and is a predicted model, not a curated record. The transcript is spliced from 9 exons.
GUCGCCGCCACCGCGCCGCUCGCACUCAAGAUGGCGGCGGUCAGCAUGCGGCUGCCGGUGGCCCGCAAACCGGCGAGGCCGAGCGCACCCCGGGGCGGCGAGAAGAACCUGGUGGCUCCGGGGGACACCAUCACCACGGACACGGGCUACAUGAGGGGCCACGGCACCUACCUGGAGGAGGAGAAGCUGAUCGCCUCGGUGGCCGGCGUUGUGGAGAGGGUGAACAAGCUGGUGUGUGUCAAAGCGCUGAAGACCAGGUACAACGGCGAGGUCGGCGACAUCGUGGUGGGGAGGAUCACGGAGGUUCAGCAGAAGCGAUGGAAAGUGGAAACAAAUUCCAGGCUCGACUCAGUCCUGUUGCUGUCAUCUAUGAAUUUACCUGGUGGGGAACUGAGAAGGAGAUCAGCAGAAGAUGAGCUUGCAAUGAGGGACUACCUGCAGGAAGGGGACCUCAUCAGUGCAGAGGUCCAGUCUGUGUUCUCUGACGGAGCUGUCUCGCUGCACACCCGGAGUCUGAAGUACGGCAAGCUGGGCCAGGGUGUGCUCGUCCAGGUCUCGCCCUCCCUUGUGAAGCGCCAGAAGACUCACUUCCACGACCUGCCCUGUGGUGCCUCUGUGAUCCUGGGCAACAAUGGCUUCAUCUGGAUCUACCCAACCGCAGAGCAGAAGGAUGAAGAGGCCGGGGGCUUCACCACCAACUUGGAGCCGGUUCCCCUGUCUGACCGGGAGGUGAUCUCGCGGCUGCGCAACUGCGUCGUGGCUCUGGUCACGGAGAAGCUGAUGCUGUUUGACACCAGCAUCCUGUACUGCUAUGAAGCAUCCCUCCCUCAUCAGAUCAAGGACAUUCUCAAACCAGAGGUGAUGGAGGAGAUCGUUCUGGAAACCCGACAGAGGCUGCUGGAUGUGGAGGGAUAGGGCCAGAAGCAGUCCUCUGAAGUCCCAGCAUGGCAGCUUUUGAUUCUCAGUGUUACCUUUUCUUCCAGUGUUCUGGUCCCUAACAUCCAUUCCACACUUCAGAAGCCACCAAAAUUCCCCAUUCUAACUCCUAGGAUCCCUCCUGGGCCCUUGCAGGACAAUAGCAUUCAGUAGGCCUUAAGAGCAACAAACAGCCUUUGAGUGCAGCAGCCUCAACAGUUGGUUCCUGCCCUUUAUGAAGGUGCAGAGGCAACUGGGACACUUCUCUUAGCAGCUGUUGCUGUGUCUGGUGCCCCUGAACUUUGUGCAGAACACUGGGGAGCAGGGGAUGUCUUUUGUGAUCUCUCUCUGUCCCCAGAGGCUUUUCCUUGCCUGCCAGUCAGGCCUCUGGGUCUUUC